Messenger RNA from Prorocentrum cordatum, 966 nucleotides. The record is from the annotation of a GenBank genome assembly. NCBI's taxonomy places the organism in Eukaryota, Dinophyceae, Prorocentrales, Prorocentraceae.
UGGUGGCUGGUCGUCAUCUUGCUCGCUCGCUGGUUCGGGGAUUUUGUCGACCUGAUGGGGCUCGGAAGUUUCACCCUCUGGUUCCUCCUGAUAGCCUCGCUUGCAGAGUUUGCGGGGUCGAACACGCCGGUCUGGAUCAUCUCUGUAGCCAUCUGGUUCAGCAUCUGCCACGCACGGUGCUUCCUCACCGACCUCGCCCUCAGUCGGAUCGUCGGCGUCAGCGGCAGUAUGGCCCUGGAGGGCACCCCGCCUUGGCUGGCGCUCCCGACGGCAGAGACGAAUGGCGCUCCCCCACACAAGAAAGGGCGCAGCGACGACGACAGGGGCAGCGGCGGCACCAAGGGCUUGAAGGAGACAGUGAAGAUGGUGGGGCGCCUCGUAUUAGCGGAUUCACGCGAGAUCCAAGAGCUGGCCGCCGUCGUGUUCAAAAAGUUCGAGGCGAAGAAGGGCGGCCUGUCCGAGCAGCAAGAGGCGACGGGCAAGGCGUACGACGCGCAGUCCAUCGCCCUGCGCGAGAAGGCCAAAAACGGGGAGCAGGUCGACUACGAGAGCAGGGGGCCGCCGCACGUGGCGAUCUUCGCAGCGUCGGUGAAGUGGUGGGGCACGCAGGGCAACCUUACCAAGCAGGAGCUGACCGAUGGCUUUGCGAGCCUGUGGAAGGACGUGAUCAUGCGCUUCACUCCCCAGCAGGUGGCGGCCCCGGUACCAUACUUCCGUUGGAAGCCACACAGGGGCAAGCCGAGCAAGGGCAAGGGCAAGAGCAGCAGCGACGACAUGCAGGAGGACACGAAGGGCACCGACAAGGGGAUUAUCAUGUACGCAGUGGAGCUCUCUCACGCGAACGGCCCGAAGCUGUCGAUGCUGCUGGCCGAAGCCAUGGCAGACAUGAAGGCGAUCCACAAGCCAGGUGCAGCCCCUCCAGGCCCGCUGCACCGCCAGCUCUCGAGGAUGAUCAACGAGAUCUGA